Messenger RNA from Coturnix japonica (Japanese quail), 6460 nucleotides. It is a transcript of the gene PDE4D, whose product is annotated as phosphodiesterase 4D. Gene Ontology annotation, biological process: signal transduction. Lineage: Eukaryota; Metazoa; Chordata; Aves; Galliformes; Phasianidae. Gene Ontology annotation, molecular function: 3',5'-cyclic-nucleotide phosphodiesterase activity. The record is from RefSeq and is a predicted model, not a curated record.
AUUUUUUCUGAAAAAUGUUAUUUCUCACUUUAUCCUUUUUUAAUAACAUAGCACAUUUCAUCUAUUCAUUACUGAUUGAUAGACUUUUCCCUGAGAGUUUACUAUUUUGUCUUUCCAACUUUGCUGAUAGAGCCCAGAAUAUUCCUGAAUUAUCAUUUUUAUGCGUGUGAAUACUCAGCUUCUUCUCCAUGGCUUUUCUUAUGAGCACUGUCAGGGCACUUGAUACCAUCCUUCUGUAGAAGAAGGGAGGCUAGAUAAUGCUACUGGCCUUGUAGACCAUACGAAAGUUGGUGUUAGAAUUGAAAUGUAGGUUCUUAUUCACAUUACCCUGUACUAAUACUAGGCUAAAAUGAGUUUAAGCUUGAAUUAAUUGAAAACAGUAGAACAAAGAAAUAGAUACCAAAUCUGAGUAUCUGAAUUCUGUUUGGAAUUCAGAGUGACCCUUGCUAAGAGCAACCUGAGUUCAGCUAUCAGUCACUGGCAGUUAUUCAGUAAGGGGAAUGGUGUCUUUGCGAAAAGCUGCCAAGAGGCCUGAAAAUUACCAGUCUGAGACUUACUUUCUUAGAGUGGCUGAUCUCUUAUAGAUAAUUAAGCCCUUUCAGAAAAGCUGCUUAGUGAUAUAAACUGAUUCUCUUUAGAAACUGUGAGGAAGGAAGACACAUUUGAAGAGUGUUAAGAAUUAAACAAAGAGCAAUUUAGGGAUUUAAGGACAUUUUCAGUAUCAGUUUUAUUUCCUGGCUACUGUCUUUUUAUGUUGCUGAAGGGAAGAACAUUAGGAGAACAGAGGAAAUUUUAACUGCAGAUAGUGUUUUGGGGGUUCUUAUUUUAUUUAUUGUUGUUUUAUAAAUAUAUAUACAUUCUUUUUAGCUGUUUGAUGCCAACCUUUUCAAAUGUAUUCUGCAGAAAAAUAGACAUUUUUAACCAAUUAUGAAGAGCUUGAAAGCCUUUUUCAGGGCUGCAAUGAAUAGUCAAGAGUGCUGGCCGUUUCUCUUUUGCAAUAGUUCUACAGUUCUGUGCUCUUUAGUGCCCGAUAUAACUAGCCAAGGAUUUACCAUAAGAGUACCCACUUGAAUAAUGAGAUAAGAGGCCUGAAUAUAGGAAGCGUUUGCGCAAAGGGCAAGUCUCAUGCAGCAGGAAAUCCCAGUUAUCCCUUCUAGUCUGUGCUCUCAGCGAGCCACAUCUCUGCCAAAGCAUACCAUAGGGAAAGGACGUUCCCUUACACAGUUACAAGUGCUUCAUGACUAGUGCGGGUCACAUCCAGUGCAACUGUCCUGCUUCCCCGCUGAUUAAUAGAUUUCUUAGACAAUUUUAGAAUUUUAUCUUUGCUGAUGGCCUUUCUGUGGGAUCCUUUUGGAGGCUAUAUCCCUCGUCCAUCUCUAAGAAAUAAGAUGAGAUUUCGCUUUUUGAAGUCCUACAGUUUCGAUGUGGACAAUGGUACAUCAUCGGGACGAAGUCCCUUGGAUCCCAUGACAAGCCCUGGAUCAGGGCUAAUUCUUCAGGCAAACUUUGUCCACAGUCAACGUAGGGAGUCUUUCCUUUACCGGUCAGACAGUGACUAUGAUCUUUCUCCAAAGUCCAUGUCGAGGAACUCCUCCAUUGCCAGUGAUAUACAUGGAGACGACUUGAUUGUGACACCAUUUGCUCAGGUGCUCGCCAGCCUGCGUACUGUACGGAAUAACUUUGCUGCAUUAACCAAUUUACAGGAUCGGGCACCCAGCAAACGGUCACCAAUGUGUAACCAACCAUCUAUUAACAAAGCAACUAUAACAGAGGAAGCCUACCAAAAGCUGGCCAGCGAGACCCUGGAGGAGCUGGACUGGUGCCUGGACCAGCUGGAGACCCUGCAGACCAGGCACUCCGUCAGCGAAAUGGCCUCCAACAAGUUUAAAAGAAUGCUCAACCGGGAGCUAACUCACCUGUCUGAAAUGAGCAGAUCAGGCAACCAGGUCUCAGAAUAUAUAUCAAACACAUUUUUAGAUAAACAACAUGAAGUUGAAAUCCCUUCUCCAACACAGAAAGAGAAAGAGAAAAAGAAGAGACCAAUGUCUCAGAUCAGCGGAGUCAAAAAACUGAUGCACAGCUCCAGUUUAACCAAUUCCAGUAUUCCCAGGUUUGGAGUUAAAACAGACCAAGAAGAUGUUCUUGCCAAGGAACUAGAAGAUGUGAACAAAUGGGGCCUUCAGGUUUUCAGAGUAGCAGAGCUCUCCGGAAACAGACCUUUGACAGUCAUCAUGCACACUGUUUUUCAGGAACGAGAUCUGUUAAAAACAUUUAAAAUUCCAGUGGAUACUUUAAUAACUUACUUGAUGACCUUAGAAGACCACUACCAUGCAGAUGUAGCAUAUCACAAUAACAUACAUGCUGCAGAUGUUGUUCAGUCAACCCAUGUUCUGCUGUCAACCCCAGCAUUAGAGGCAGUGUUCACUGAUUUGGAGAUUCUUGCAGCAAUUUUUGCCAGUGCAAUACAUGAUGUAGAUCAUCCUGGGGUUUCAAACCAAUUUCUUAUCAACACAAAUUCUGAACUUGCCUUGAUGUACAAUGACUCAUCAGUACUGGAGAAUCAUCACUUAGCUGUGGGCUUCAAGCUGCUACAGGAAGAAAAUUGUGACAUUUUCCAGAAUUUGACCAAAAAACAGAGGCAAUCAUUGAGGAAAAUGGUCAUUGACAUUGUCCUUGCUACAGACAUGUCUAAACAUAUGAAUCUUUUGGCUGAUUUAAAAACUAUGGUUGAAACCAAAAAAGUGACAAGUUCUGGAGUCCUACUUCUUGAUAACUAUUCAGAUAGGAUUCAGGUUCUUCAGAAUAUGGUGCACUGUGCAGAUCUCAGCAAUCCAACCAAGCCGCUCCAUCUCUACCGCCAAUGGACAGACAGGAUAAUGGAGGAAUUCUUCCGCCAAGGAGAUCGGGAAAGAGAGAGAGGAAUGGAGAUAAGUCCCAUGUGUGAUAAGCACAAUGCGUCUGUAGAAAAAUCACAGGUGGGCUUUAUUGACUAUAUUGUUCAUCCUCUGUGGGAGACAUGGGCAGAUCUCGUUCACCCGGAUGCCCAGGAUAUCUUGGAUACACUGGAGGACAAUCGAGAAUGGUACCAGAGCACAAUCCCUCAGAGUCCCUCUCCUGCACCUGAUGACCAGGAAGAGGGUAGACAGGGGCAGACUGAAAAAUUCCAGUUUGAACUAACACUGGAGGAAGAUGGUGAGUCAGACACUGAAAAGGACAGUGGAAGUCAAGUAGAAGAAGACACCAGCUGCAGUGACUCGAAGACACUUUGCACACAGGAUUCAGAAUCUACUGAAAUUCCUCUUGAUGAGCAAGUAGGGGAAGAAGUAGAGGAGGAGGAGAAUCAGACAGAACCUUGUGUAGUAGACCAUUCUCCUGACACGUAACAAUGAGGACAUAGCCAGUCUCUCUCAUGCCCUUUCCCUUUUUCUUCCUCUUUCUCUCUCUCCUUUUUUUCUUUUUUUUCUUUUUUUUCUUUUUUUUCUUUUUUUUCUUUUUUCUCUUUCUCUUUUUUCUUUUUAAUUAGGUAAUUGUUUCCAAAGUGUAUGUCAUAUGCUGUCACCAUGAUCACAACUCACUGUCAUCAGCCAGGAUGUUUGUUGAUCAAAACUGACCUUGGUGACUCAGUUUGGCACUCAGGAAUAUUGCAACCAGAAUCUUCACCUCCAUUGCAUCAGAAAUCAGGGGAGAGAACAUCGAUAAACUACGUCGUCAUAAGCUCUCCAUUUCACAGAUUUGAUUAAAUGAAGCAGAUGUUUUCACAGGAGUACCACCUGCCAACUGAAUGCUGGCAUGCUUUGGUAGUUUUUUUUAUUUUAUUUUACUUCAAAAGCUAAGCGUUGGAUAAUGUUCAUCAUCAGAGGAAACAGACAAAAUAAACAGGUUCCUGCUGGAAAACAAAUGCACAUAAAUGAUGGGACACAACAUGAAUCUCUAUAAGAAGAAUCUGUUACCAAUAGGAAGAUGAGCUGUGGAAAUUACAUAAUUUUCUAAUUUCAAGUCUUCCUGAUAAGUGACUGAAAAAAGUGUGACACGGUCAAAGUUUUCUCUACCUUUAGCCCUCACAGGGCUUUAGCACAGAUGAUGCUGAAGGAGGAAAGAGAAUGAAGAGAACUCAUGUUUUUUCAGGUUUUGACUUUUUUGUUCUUCAUCAUUUCUUCCUGAACCUGACCCACCUAAAAGUCCUGUCAAUCCCCAAGAGUGCCUGGAACUUUAACAAUGGAAAAGCAAUAUAAAUUCCAAAAUAACCAAUAGAAACCUGAAAAGGUUUUGAAUCUGCACAAAUUGAAAGUAAAUGAAGAGAACGACACCGUAUUGUGAGAUAUAAACCCAUACAUAUGGACAAUCACGUAACAGAAAAUAUCAUUUCUUAGAGAUGGGGAUAUUACGCACUGUACAAUUUUUAUUUUUAUUUUCUCUUUUGCCAAAGUGUGUUUUAGCAUUGCGCACUGCUUUAAAAGAAUACAAUUUACAAGUGGCUUUAUGUGUUCUAAAUAUUUUUGCCAUAAGAAAAUGCAAUGAGUUGGGUAUUGACUGUGGGGCUGGGGGGGAGGGAAAGAAAAUUCACUUUGCUUAUAACAGUACGCUUUAGCUUGCAAGUUACUGUACUCAAUAAUGCUGUGUUUGAAUUUAUAAUUGUUUUGUGUCAUUGUUAAAAAGUAUGAUGAAAGCAUAUAGAUAGAACAAACAGCAUUCAGAAGUUUGAAAAACUUGAAUGAAGCAGAUUUUACAGAAAGCUUUGACAGUUUUUAAAUGCAUUAUUUAUUUUUUUUUUGUGCCAUGCAUUUUUCUCACCAAAUGACCUUACCUGUAAUACAGUCUUGUUUGUCUCUGUUUACAACGUGUAUUUAUUGUAAUGUACAUACUGUAAUGUUAAUUGUAAAUUAUCAGUUCUUAUUAUAACAUCAUCCUUGUCUGGGUGGUGUUGCUAUAUUUGGAAACUCUUGGUGAGAGAAUGAUUAUUGUGUAUACAUAUUCCUUGUACAUUUUUUCUCCUGUAAUAUAUUCUGUGUCACCUUAGAGCUUGUUUAUGGAAGAUUCAAGAAAAGUAUAAAAUACAUAAAAGAUAUAUCAAUAAAAUUAAAAAGAAAAGAAAAAAAAAGAAGCUGCAGGUCUUUGGUCCCAGGGCUGUGCCUUAACUUCAAACAAUAUUUUCUUCUGUUUUGCUGCAUUUGAAAGUAAGGUAGCUUUGGGGAUAGGGCUGGGCAUAUAUACCAUAUUUUUAGUUGCUAGCUGAUGUGGCUACUUGUGCAAGCUAUUUUGCAUGAUACUACAGAGAGCUUUCAUUCAUGAACGUGCUGGAAGUUGAAGCUUUUCCAGACUUCUGGCAAUAUAAUUGUAUUGCCUCUCUGAUUAUCUUUUUACAGGCUAUCAUCAGGGAUUAUUGCAGCCAUUACUUGCUACUAAAAAAACAUUGAUGCUGUAUUUCAGUACUGAAUUGUGCUGAACGAGCUUUGGAAAGCAUCUCUAAUAAGCAUUUGAUUCUAAUGCAUAUUUGCAAGUGAAACAAAUGGAACUAAAUGGGGAUAGCUCAUACACUUUUUUUUUUUUUUUUUUUUUUUAAUCAGUCAUCUAAUACUCUUUAUUUAGUAGCACAAAUUACCACUAUAUAAGCAGAAUCAAUAAAGUAGGACAAAAGACAACUUCAGUCUUGGAAAUGCUUUCCAACACUAAUAUUAGUGUUAUAAGCAGCCAAAGCUUUUAUUUUGUAUAGAUGUAUGUAAGGCUCUGUACAGGUGUGUAUAGCAUAAUGCACUAGAUCUAUAGGAGAAUGGUAGACCUCUAGAUCUUUUAAUAACACUAGUAUUAGGUUUGCAGGUUGGACUCUGAGCAUCUUUUGCUGUUUGAGUAUCACGUUGCUCCAAACUUCGUAGGACUGAUAGCAGUGAAUUUGCCAGAGCAAGGUAAAUACCUCUCCUCAUUCCAGUGAUGCCCAGCCCCUGUAGCAUGCGACCUUUCGUUAAAAGGAGAGAUUCUUUUUCAAGGGAAAACAGAGCCUCCUUUUCGACACAAACUGUAGAUUUUAGCAGCCCUGGCCCAAAGGAAAUGGAUUGGUUUUGUUUUAAACAAUAUAAAAGGGACACUAUAACAACAAAAAUCCUGAACAACUUUUUGUUAUUAAUUUGGGGAUGUCUUGAGAGUGGCAACUCGUGUGAACAUUGCACAUGACAAUUCUUUCACUGGUUUCUUAGCCUCUCUUACAGCCUAUGGGAUAGUACUGUACAUCAAUACCUUCAUAUGAAAUUUUUAUAUGCAAUGGAAAUAAAGCAUGUGUUGAUUCUGCCUAGUUACCGUAUUUGAUUUCCUUUUGCAAGUUUUUUUGUUGUUUUUUUUUUUCCUCUCAUAUCAUAGCUGUGACAGCUAAAGAAAAAGCAUUUGCCAGAAUAAUUAUAUGACAGUAUUUUUUCCUGACUAUACUGUGUUACAGGUAGAUAAUAAAAAAUAAAUGUGGGGGUUUAUCAGA